AGGGGCUGCUGUGCAUGAGAAGCCGAAGAUUUUAUUAAACUAGAAAAAUAAGACAAAGAUAUAUUUGCCAAUGAUAGCUUGUCUGUUUUUACAAUGCGUUCUGUCGAUGCUCCAUUCUAGUGCCCAGUGCAUGAAACGAUGACUUUUAGACUGUAGAGUUUCAGUCCGUGCAAUGCAACGGUAAUAUAUCGCAGGUAUUGUUUACAUUUUGAUAAACGUCUGUAUUCUCCCGCUUUUCUGGAGAAACCAAAGUUCUCGUCCAAUUUGUACCACUAUUGUGGUAGGCACUAGUUUUUAAAGCGUUUUUUAUUUCGACAGUAACAAAGUGGUGUCAAACUUUAUUACGAGUACUUUUUCAACAAAGGAAUCAGAGCGAAAAAUGAUCUGGAGCGGGUUCACGAGGCUGUUGCUCCUAAUAUUUGUGUGCGCGCACGGAUCGUCCUCGAAACAAGAUAUGAAACCUGAGGCAUGGCUACAGCAGUAUGGUUACUUGCCCCCUGGUGAUUUGCGCACACAUACGGCCCGCUCUCCUCAGUCUGUCCCCUCUGCCAUUGCUGCCAUGCAGAGAUUCUACGGCCUGACAGUCACUGGCAAUUUGGAUGCCAAUACUCUAGAGGCAAUGAAGAGGCCCCGCUGUGGCGUCCCAGACAAGUUUGGAUCCGAACUGAAGAGCAACCUGAGAAAGAAGCGCUACGCCAUCCAGGGACUGAAAUGGGACAAAAAUGAGAUCACAUUCUGCAUACAGAACUACACGCCAAAGGUUGGGGAAUACGAGACAUUUGAGGCAAUCAGAAAAGCCUUCAAAGUGUGGGAAAGCGUUACGCCUUUGCGAUUCAGAGAGAUCUCUUAUAGUGACAUCAGGGACAAGGUUGUAGACUUUGCAGACAUCAUGCUCUUCUUCGCUGAUGGCUUUCAUGGCGAUGCCAGUCCAUUUGAUGGAGAAGGAGGUUUCUUGGCCCAUGCUUACUUCCCAGGGAAUGGCAUAGGAGGGGAUACGCACUUUGACGCAGCUGAGCCUUGGACUAUUGGCAACAAAGACUUGCUGGGUAAUGAUGUGUUCCUGGUGGCUGUGCAUGAACUGGGUCAUGCUUUGGGAAUGGAGCAUUCAAACGACCCAUCCGCCAUCAUGGCUCCAUUCUACCAGUGGAUGGAAACCGACCACUUUGUGCUUCCUGAUGAUGAUCGGAAAGGCAUUCAGAAGCUUUAUGGGCCAGGAUCUGGAGGACACCCUCGACCCCCUGUCUCCCCUGAGACGCCCCAUCACACUCCAUACCCCACACCAUACAGGCCAGGAGGACCCUCCUAUGGUCCCAACAUCUGCGAGGGUCAUUUUGACACCAUUGGCAUUUUCAGAGGAGAAAUGUUUGUGUUUAAGGGUAAGUGGUUCUGGCGUGUUCGUAAUAAUCAAGUUAUGGAAAACUACCCCAUGCCAAUUGGACACUUCUGGAGAGGUCUGCCUACUGACAUUAAUGCUGCAUAUGAAAGAGAAGAUGGCAAAUUUGUCUUCUUCAAAGGGGACAGGCAUUGGGUGUUCACUGAGUCCAACUUAGAGCCAGGAUACCCGAAGGUUUUAGGAGAACUGGGAACUGGUGUACCAAAGGACAAACUGGAUGCAGCUCUUCUCUACACGCCUACAGGCUACACUUACUUCUUCAGAGGAAACAAAUAUUAUCGUUACAAUGAAGACACGCACUCAGUGGAUCCAGAUUAUCCCAAACCCAUUAGUAAAUGGCAAGGCGUUCCAGACAACAUAAAGGCUGCAUUCAUGAGUCGAGAUCAAGGUUAUACCUACUUCUACAAAGCCAACAAGUACUGGAAGUUUAACAACCAGUUAUUGAAAGUGGAGCCUGGAUACCCCAAAUCAGCACUUAAGGAUUGGAUGGGCUGCCCUAACGAAGACUCCAAUACAGGUGGUGGAGGAAGUGACCGAGACCGGGAACGUGAGAGAGAACGUGAGCGUGAAAGGGAGCGAGAGAGGGAGCGCGCACGAGAGCGUGAACGUGAACAAGACCGCACAAAUGAGGUGGACAAAACUGAGGAAGAGGGCAAAAAGGAGGAGACAGAAGUGCUCAUAAUCGAGGUUGAAGAUGCACCCAGCAGCAGAGGAGGAGCGGCUGCCGUGGUGGUGCCACUCAUGCUGUUGGUCUGUGUCAUUUUUACACUCGGCGCACUUCUCUUCUUCCGCAGGUACGGCACACCGAGACGCUUGCUCUACUGCCAACGCUCCCUACUGGACAAGGUUUAAAUGUUUAAGAAGGGAUCACGGGAAAAAAAGGGAAGGGGUGGAGAGAAUUGAGAAUACAGAGGACGGGGACUUAUUAGCGAAGCAACACCAAGGAGCGAAACUCAAGGUUUUCACCCAAAAGGAAGACCUUUUUUUUUGUUUACUUUCGAAAUGAUGCCACUCAGAAUCUCAGCAUUUGAAUAUUGCCUAAUUAGUGGUCUUGAAUGUUUUGCUUUCACACCUGUGCCGAGCUCUUCCUGCACGCUGUACAAAGGCAUACGGUACUUUCCCCCCCGCCAGCGUCUCUAUCACUUCAUCUCUCCCCUCUUCUUCUCUCAGCAUCUUUCCCUUCUGGUGUAGCCAAUGACGCCAGCUCAUCGCUGUUUGUUUAACCUCUUGUAAAUGUCAUUUUAAGGUUGUGAAUGUUUUUGUAUGUCCGACUUAUUGUGAACUCUUACCCUCUGUCAAAACAGAAGCCAGAUCAGAAGACUUUGUAUUUACUCAGGUUGCAGCUGAAGCACAUUUCCAGCAGCCUCAUGCAACCUUAAAGUGCCCAUAUUAUGCUAUUUCAAGGUCUACAACAAUAGUUGAAUAUGCCCGUGACACUAAAACGCGUUCAUAUUUCUAUUAUUGGUCAAAAAUGGAUUUACUAUGUCUGAAUUUAAGAUCAGUGAGUGUAAAUGGUGUCAGUUCAACCAUAUCAAUUCAAACCAGAGUCCAACCAUGAAAAUUCAAUGGAACUAGUUGAUCAGCCCAAGCCACCAUCACAACUAUAAUUUGAGUUUAGAAAUUGCUAAUACUCGACAUAUUGUCGAUUACACAAACCAGCUACAGUGUUUAAGGGACCAGUAGACAUUUGUGGACAUCCAAUGAAGACCAUAGGUUGGCAUUAUAACUAGCAUUUCAAAAUCAGGGUUUCUGCGGCUUUCAUUAAGUCAAAUUUAAGACUUAAGACCUUUUUAAGAUCAGUAUGAAUAAAUUUUUAGACCUAAAUAUUUAAGAUUAAAUGGUAAGGAUUUUUUUUUUAAUGGUCUGGUUGGAUCAAUGGAAAGGAUAAGAAAUAACUAAAUUAGAUUUUUUUUAAUCCACAUAUUUAAAAUAAUGUGUAAAUAAACAUGCAUUGUUUUCAACAAAAUAUUUUUUAAAUCAAUAUAGUUAAACCAUAUUGGCCUUAUUAGGUAGACAUACAAGGUAAUAAAGGUAUAAAAGGAAAACUAAGAUCUGUUUAAAAUUAUUUAAUAUAUACAAAAUUUAAAUGAAUUUAAUACCUAAAAUUAAUUUUUUUUUGAGACAUUAUAAGACUUUGAGACCCCACAGACACCCUGAAAAUGGACGUCAUGCACUUUGAAUUUUAAAAUGACGCAUUACUUUGUAGAAAAGGUGUAAUAGGGGCACUUAAAUCACACACCAAACAUACAAAAAAAUUGCAGUGAUGGAAAAUCUUAAACCAUUAAAGCUUGCGUUUAAAAAUAUUCUUCCAUGAUGCAAGAACCUUAAGAGGUGGUCAAAAGGUGUUGCAUCACCAUGGUAUUCUCUUUAGUUCAAUAUAAAUGCAUGAAAAAUGCAUGAACAUAAUCACUUCAUACCAUGGUAUUGCCAUCUCUGAACCUUGGUGCUGCCACUUGCGCAGUUACCAAAUGCACAAGAUGUCAUAAAAAAUGGUUUGCAUUUGUUCAUGAAUAGUUAAUUUUCACAGGGUCCAUUCUCACCCCAUGCAGCUCCCAUCUCAGGUUAAAGAACAAAGUCAUGUGCCAAGAUAAUUGAUGAUUCUCCACUAACAAUGCCUGCAAAGCUGUGCUGUGUUUCUGCCUGUGUGUGUGUGUGUGUCCUUCAGUAGUAUGGCUUUAUAUUGUACUGUAUUUUAAAUAAUUACUAUUAUUGAUAAUGAUGAUGCCAUUAUCAUUAUGAUUAUUACUAUUGUUAUUGUUCUCCGUGUCAAGAAUGUGUUUUUUAUUGAAUUGUCAUUAAAAAUGUCCUGCUGGACAGGCAAUAAUGUAUGUCUUAUGAAGUGGCCUUAAUUUAGGAGAAACUGAACGAAUGGGUGGGUUUGUAUUUUUGAAAUGAAAUAAAUCUUAAAAUAUG
Messenger RNA from Danio rerio (zebrafish), 4306 nucleotides. RefSeq names its product matrix metallopeptidase 14b (membrane-inserted) (gene mmp14b). Gene Ontology annotation, biological process: proteolysis. The record is from RefSeq and is marked provisional. Lineage: Eukaryota; Metazoa; Chordata; Actinopteri; Cypriniformes; Danionidae. Gene Ontology annotation, molecular function: zinc ion binding; metalloendopeptidase activity; metallopeptidase activity. Gene Ontology annotation, cellular component: cytoplasm; membrane; extracellular matrix.